Molecule: messenger RNA, 1874 nt
Organism: Macaca mulatta (Rhesus monkey)
Lineage: Eukaryota; Metazoa; Chordata; Mammalia; Primates; Cercopithecidae
Source: RefSeq, a predicted model, not a curated record
GUGCCCGGGGCCCUGCCUGCAGAGGAGACAGGUAUAUGCUGGUCACUUUCGAAGAGCCGCCCUAUGCUAUCAAGGCUGAAUGGAAAGAAAACCAUGCAACGUUUAUGAAUGAACUGAAAAACCUUCAGGCUGAAGGACUUACGACUCUUGGCCAAUCCCUAAGGACAGCUUUUGAUUUAUUAAAUUUAAAUAGAUUAGUAACUGGCAUAGACAACUAUGGGCAGAGAAGAACCCCUUUUUUCUUGAAGUCAGAAAUAAUUAUCACAGUUAUUGAUGGGAGCAAGUUGACCAUCACCAGUGGAGUCCAGGAUGAGCUUCAUUUACCUCUUAAUUCUCCUUUGCCUGGAAGUGAAUCGACCAAGGAACCUUUUCAUUGGGAUCAGAGACUCUGUGCAUUAGUGUUGCGGUUGCCCGGCACCAUGUCAGUAGAAUCAGAACAGUUGACAGGUGUGCCUUUAGAUGACUAUGCAAUCACACCAAUAUGUGAAGUGACAGGCAGCCAUUCAUAUUUUGUGUGUUCUCCAAGAACACUUAAUCAGUGUCUAGAGUCCUUGGUGCAGAAAGUACAAAGUGGGGUGGUAAUAAACUUUGAAAAAGCAGGACCAGAUCCUUCCCCUGUAGAAGAUGGGCAGCCAGAUAUUUCAAGGCCUUUUGGAUCUCAGCCUUGGCAUAGCUGUCACAAACUUGUAUAUGUCAGACCAAAUCCUAAAACUGGGAUUCCUAUAGGUCAUUGGCCUGUUCCAGAGUCUUUUUGGCCAGAUCAAAAUUCUCCAGCACUACCACCUCAUACAUCUCAUCCUGUAGUGAAGUUUUCCUGUACAGACUGUGAACCAAUGGUUAUUGAUAAACUUCCUUGUGACAAAUAUGAGUUGGAACCUUCACCACUGACUAAAUUUAUCCUGGAAAGGAAAUCUCCUCAAACAUGUUGGCAGGUGUAUGUGAGCAAUAGUGCAAAAUAUAGUGAACUUGGUCAUCCUUUUGGUUACUUGAAAGCCAGUACAGCACUGAACUGUGUCAACUUAUUUGUGAUGGCUUACAAUUAUCCAGUCCUUCUUCCCCUCUUAGAUGACUUGUUUAAAGUGUGUAAGGCAAAACCAACAUUGAAGUGGAGACAGUCAUUUGAAAGUUGUUUGAAGACAAUGCCUCCUUACUAUCUCGGGCCCUUGAAGAAAGCUGUUAGUAUUAUGGGAGCACCUAACCUAAUAGCAGACAGUAUGGAAUACGGACUUAGUUACAGUGUCAUUUCACACCUCAAAAAACUGAGUCAACAAGCCAAAAUAGAAUCUGAUCGAGUCACUGGAUCUGUAGGCAAAAAUGGUAGUACAGGAAACUGGAAUAAAACUCCGGAGCUGAUCACAUGGUUUAUCAAUGGCAUAUAGGGAAGAUUUUCAACAACUCCUCCAGGGAAUUUCAGAGGAUGUCCCUCACAGACUGCUAGACCUUAAUAUGAAGGAAUACAUUGGGUUCCAAGUCGCUUUGCUGAAUAAGGAUUUGAAGCCACAGACAUUUAGAAAUGCUUAUGACAUACCAAGAUGAAAUCUUUUGGAUCACUUAACAAGAAUGAGAUCUAAUCUUUUGAAGCACACUUGCAGAUUUCUUAAAGGACAGGAUGAAGAUCAGUGCACAGUGUUCCUAUAGCACAAAUGGGGAACUACCAGAAAUACCUCAAGCAAGUACCUUCUCCACUAAGAGAACUUAAUCCUGAUCAGCCACAAAGGUUGCAUACAUUUGGCAACCCCUUUAAGCUGGAUAAGAAGGGUAUGAUGAUAGAUGAAGCAGAUGAAUUUGUGGCUGGACCUCAAAAUAAACAUAAACGACCUGGAGAACCAAAUAUGCAAGGGAUCCCUAAAAGACAUUGGUGUAUGUCUCCACUA